UAGAAUCUGCCACAGUCGUCUGCUGGCAGAGAGAGUCUCUGGUUGUGUUGACAGAUUCUUCUUCUUGAUUUUCGUCUCGAGAAAGGAGGGCCACAGCCCUCGCUAGAGACAGUAUGAAGACGACGUUCCUUCUUGUUUUGAUUUUCGGUGGGCUUUGCUCUGGCCUGCAACCAGGGCUGGAAUACCUGUAUCGAUACAGCGGCCGCGUUGCUACGGGGAUCUCAGGUAUCAGAAAACAGCUUUCCGCGGCUGGGAUACAGGCUGACGUCACGGUGCAGGUGUUAGAUAGCUCUACAGCUAUUUUCCAGCUGAGCCACGUAGAGGUAGGCGACUUCCACGAUGAACUGUUUUGUGACAUGAGAGAGCCUCUGCUCAUUGAAUAUCUUCGUCUGGAUUAUGGAGUAGAAUUGCUGGAAAAACCUUUCAAGGUUAAGAUUUCCGAGGGCGAGGUUCCCAUCGUCAUGGACUUCAUGGAGGUGCCCGAGGAACCAGCCUGGAUCACGAACAUUAGGAAGGCUGUUGUCAACGUCUUCAGAAUAACUCCUUUUGGGACAAACCGUGACCUCCUUAUGCAAAGGUUGGAUGUCAUUCCUCAACUUGACUUCAGUGCUUCAGAUGAGACAAUGGCGGGCAAAUGCAUCAGCUGGUACAGCAUCGUAAAAAUGCCAAGGGAACAAGCUGCCUUCUACGAUAGGGACCACGCUCUGGAAGAUGAUGCUCAGAGGGAAGGCGCAGCAGCUACUUCUGGAAGGUCAACUGGGGCUAAAGGUCAGAAAGGAGGAGCCAAGGAUGGUAAAACUUCCAAAACGUCCAAAACAUCUUCCAAGACUUCUAAGACCCCAGGGAGAGCAGUCAGCUCAGCGCCAGAAAUAAACAGCACCCUCUGGAUUGCCACCCGCACUGUUGACUUUGAUGACUGCGACUAUCUGGUGUCAAUGAAGAGACUCGUCAACCCCUCGCUGGAGGACCUCAUCACCCGAUCAUCAGUCGGAAGUUACAUCAUCCGCGGUGGCGUCAGUGCCAUGAGGAUUGAGGAGGCCAUCGUGGAAGGAACGAUCACCGUUUUCACGAGGAUAGAUCACGAGGAUCAUUACGAUACCUUCACGAACCAGACUCUUCAGCUCAAAGGGGUGCGAGAAAUCAGCGAACAGUUAGCUAUCGAGUACGAGGCACACCCAGUUUAUGUUUGGCGGUACGAAGCUGACCACUCCAUUGAUCACCGAGGCGUAGAACCAGGAUUUGAGCAAAUCCUGACGGGCGUAGAGCUAACGGGAAACAUUGUUACAGAGAUUAAGAAAUUUGUGGUCACGGAAAUAGAGAGAAUAAGAAACUGGGACGCCCGUGACUCGACAACCAUCCAAAAUUUAGCGAAAGAAAUGAGCCGCAUAAAAGAAGGUCUGUCCCUUCUCAAUUACGAACAACUGGAAGAAAUCCACCAGCAGUUUUCACCUGACCCACAAAACAAAAUAGAUAUUCUUGGAGAUUUGCUGUUUGAAACGGGAACAGAGGCAUCAGUUACGUACUUUAUCAAUAAAGUUCUCCGUGCUAGACCUGAUCGUCAGAACAGAAGUAAUAUCCGCAAGUUCUUCAUCAGUCUGCCUUCUACUAUAAGAAGUCCUGCUUCUAUUCCCAAACUCAUGGAAAACGUCAUGGGCCUACUGUGGCCUCCAGCAGAAAGGGGAAGGGGAACGAAAGUCUUGGCCCUUAUCGGAUUCUCUCAAGCAGUCAAAAAACUCUGCUUCAGUUCGGAAAGAAGAUUGGCUAGCUGGGAUGACACUUGCGAGCAGGAGCGAGUCUGUGAUCCCAGUCCGAUCGUCGACACCUACAUUCCUUAUCUCCAGCAGGAGCUCGACAACGAAGGAUCCCACCACUGGCAACGGUUCGUGUAUCUUUACGCCCUCAGCUCUCUCGGGACACCCCACACCAUAAACAUCUUGAAGCCUUAUAUUCUGGGAACCAAAGUACAAUAUACCUUUUUCAGAAAGGCUGCCAUCUGGAGUCUAAGUAAAGCCAAUAUGCCAAGAACGGCCAUAGGACAGAUCAUGGACCUACUGAUGUCAAUCUUCGAGAACGUCGCUGAGCACCACGAAGUGAGGAGUGUGGCCUUCCUGGUUAUGGCCACCUGGGAAACAAAUGUCUCCUGGUGGAGCCGAAUGGCGCUAGCCACUUGGCGGGAUCCUUCAGAGAAAGUUGCGAAUUUCAUCUCCACCACAAUCAAGACCUCAGCCCAAAUGAAGGAUGGGGGAAAGUUACAGCAAGUAGCAUCCCAAGUCGAACAUCUGAUCAAGCCACCUUCUCCAGUAUCUCUCAGUCUCUCCCUCAACCAUUACCUCCUGGAUUUCCAGCAUUCCAGCAAGUUUGGACAAAUGUUCACAUUUGGCUGGCUGGCUAGUUCAGACUUUGUGAUCCCUAGCGAUGUCUACUUCAGUAUCAACCAGCAAAUGUUCCUUGGAUUUGCCAACUCUAUUCAGGGCAACGUGAAACUAACGGACCAAGAGUACUACCUGUUCGAUGUGAUGUUUUCGUACUUUGUGGAUAAUAAGGACCUUAUAGAUCGCUCCGCCCUCGAUAUUGUUAGGGAAAUGUACGAUGAGAUUAAGGAAAACCUAGGCCUACAAAUUCCGGCGAAGGAGGCCGUCAGAAUUAUCAUGCUGGCCGUUGAUAACCUACCCCGGUUGCUCAAUAUAGAGGAAGAGCGGGAACCGAUGCACUCUGCCAUAUACGGGGUCGUUGAACUGUCUCCAUUUCCCCCUCUGUUGAGGCCACAGUUCAACGUCAUCGCCGAAUCUGCUUUGGCGAUACCGACAGACCUUGGGAUUCCAUUUAUUACUCAGCACUCCCUUCAGAGAGCAUUCUGGAUAAAGAAUGAAUUCGUUCCAGGAGGAAUCUCUCUGUUCAGCCACAAGAGUAUUUUAGACAUAAGUCAGAGUCAGAAGGUGGAGAUGAAAUCGCUGGUCCCGUGGUCGACAAAGUUCGCCGUCGGGACGAGAUCUGAAAAUCUGGCGUCGGCCCACCUGCCCCUCCAGAUCUCCUUCUACGGCGAACUCAGGCGACAGAAAAACGUGCAGUUCAAGUUUUCGUCUCUGUCAGAAAGCAAGGUCACAGUUGUUCAGGGUCACAAUCAUCACUCCACCGUUCAGUACGGCGCUUUCCCAACUCCGAUUCAUUAUAAAGAAGAGAAAACCAAAAACCUCAGGAAAUAUGAUGACUGCCAACACAGUCAUAAAUCUCAGAUCCUUCCCUCUUGGCUGGGUACAAAGUUGGAGGCAGAAUGGGAAGGUGAUAUAGAGGUCCCCUUCAGUUUAAAAGCUCUUUUCAGUUCUGGCGGAUUCAGCCUCUUUUAUCCAUCGAUGGAUUCGUUUGAGUAUCGUGUUGUACAUGAUGUUCAGACCUCAACAACUAAGUCUGCCUCAUUCUCAUUUAGCUAUGGAUAUUCAGAAAGGAACCCAGGUCAGGAAAGUGAUGACCUGACCUCGGGUCAAACGUCUCAGGGGGCCGAUGAUUAUGAUUUUUCCCAAGUGUCUCAGUUUUCCUCCGGAUUUGAUGAUGCUGAGUUCUCUCAGUCCUCUUCUUCAGAUCUGCAAGAGGUUGGCGGUAUGGAGCAGAGUAGCACUGGACAGAGGAUAGCUCAGUUUCAAGAGAGGAUCCUUCGAGCCUCAGGAGGCUCCGUUAGGACGCUGAGCCUCGACAUAGACCUGGAAGGAGCUGAGAAGAAGAAGUACGCGGCACUCCUCUCCUGGGCCACGAGGAAGUCCUCUUCCCGAGCCGAGAAUAAGGUCCAGUUCGCCUGGAUCAAGGACGUCCCUGAAGGUUCUCUGGGAGAGGCCGAAACGACUUGCCUAAAUAUCCAGAUGAUCACACCUGGUUUCCCACCCUUCUUCACCGCUGAAGACGUCCUCCAGGAUUUCCGAUCUUCUCUGAAGGUGUCUCUCGACAGGGGCCCUCUGUGCGACGUUCCCGCAGGUUUGGAAGUCCAGGGUACGCUCGAGGUGACCCCACUGCAACUGACCCGGGUUAGAGAGCUGCUAGCCAAAGAUUGUGGUCCCUGGCCCGCCCAUCUGCCCACUGAUGUGAUAACAUCACCUCUCUACGACCACAUCAACAUCAAAGCUCAUUGGAUAGAGGAAUUCCCUUUGGAGAUGAAGAACUUGUCUUACUUCGCAUACGACCUGAUCAGGGGUACGAUGUUCCCCAACAUCCAGUAUGAUUACACGGCAGUCAACGCAGACAACCAAGUUGAGAUUGAUUACGCUAAAUGUCUCGAAACUCAGAAGUGGACCAUCCACUUCACGAAACCUCGCGAGGUCUCGAUAAUCACCAACGCCAAGGCGCCAUCUAUCCUGGAACUCAUCGCUUCACCAGCUCAAGCUACAGAUACCAUCGUUUAUAAUUUCCUCAACGGUCGACAACAACAAGCUUGCGUCGUUGCAAGAGAUAAGAUUCGUACAUUCGAUGGCGUGGAAAUCUCAUUUCAAGCAGACCAGUGCUGGCAUGUUUUAGCUAUAGAUCCAUUAACCAGGGAAUCAACUGUUUUUAAACCGUACAAAAGAUUCUCUGCCAGCGUAGAAGCACGCCUUCAUGAUGAUCAGUGGGAGGUUCGUGUGUUGGUCCCAAGUGAUGGUUACAUGCUGGAGAUGACCAAGGAUUCUCUUAAAGUAAAUGGUGAAGACCACAGUAAAAAGGACCCUAGAUUCGACAUAAACUUUCUUCAUGACGGAGCGGUUUUAACAAUAUAUUUUAUAACCGGAACAUUCUUGAAGAUCACAGACGAGGCUAUCUAUUUCUUGGAGGACUCUGUCUUCAAAAACGACGUGAUUGGUUUAUGUGGGGACUUCAACGGGGAAAAGACAGGCGAGAUGCGUGGCCCCAAAGGUUGCCUCUACACAGAUCCAGAAUUGUUUACUGCUUCUUGGAAAACCCCAGGGGAAGGCUGUGCGGCUUUCGCCUUACUUGCUAAGAAGAAAAAAGUCCAGGCUUAUCAAGAGGAUUGCCCUCGCCUUUCCUACAUUCCAACUGGAGUGUCAUACCCUCAGUUAACCGAGAAGAACUGCAUAAUCUGGGACUACGACGUGAUGGUCGACGGAUCCCGAAGGUGCCAAGCCCUCACUCCAACGAUGCGAUGCCAAGUCGGGUGUUCUCCCGUACGUCUGAGGAAAACUAUGAUCGAGUAUGACUGUCAGGAAAUGGGCGAAGAACCUACCAGACGAUCCCCCAAGUGUUACCUAAGGAAAUUUGCCCAAACCUUUCCGGGAUACUGUGUUACUUUGUGA
Molecule: messenger RNA, 5270 nt
Organism: Macrobrachium nipponense
Lineage: Eukaryota; Metazoa; Arthropoda; Malacostraca; Decapoda; Palaemonidae
Product: hemolymph clottable protein-like
Biological process (GO): lipid transport
Molecular function (GO): lipid carrier activity
Source: RefSeq, a predicted model, not a curated record